CAUUGACCGCCGACGCACAAGCCUCGCGCGGUGCAGAAGGCGCGCACGUACGUAUACACGUCGCCGAUAUGGAAAAACCAAGUCGACCCACGGUCGUUCUGUCGCGCGGUUCGCACACGUAAAACGCGCAAGAAAGAAUCGAGAGAAAACGGGCCAGAAAAAAUAAGCAAUAAGCCGCGCGUAUAAUGCGUAAGGUUACGCUCGCGCGUUCACGUUCACGGGGUGUCGGUGUAUGCUCGCGUUAUUAGCAUGAGCAUUUCUCAAGAUAGCGCCGCUACGAUUGUAUGCAGGGAGGUUUUCGACGAGACAUCUCACCCAACGAAGGAAGAACUGCUGGAUUAUGCAAAACGUCUGGGAAUUGAUCCCGAUGCGGAACCACACCUUCUCAACUUGGCUCGCGAGGGUCUCAUGGCGGCCCUGCCCAAGGGUUGGUCUCCAUGUUUCCACGAGGCUUACGGUGCCUGGUAUUAUUACCAGACAUCCACCGGUUACACCUCCUGGGAGCAUCCCCUGGACGAGGUCUACAGGAAGCUCGUGGAACAAGCCAGAGCCGGCAAGAGGCAAAUGAGUCUUGAGGAGGAUUCUAAGACCACUGCCAAGGAUCUCGAGUCUCAUGAAGACGCGACCUUGCCGAAGGAGACCAUCACUUCGAAGGAGACGGCCGUCAAAGAACCCACAACCACCGCCACCACUACCGCCUCCGCCACCACCAUCAUCACUACCACCACCACCACCACCAUCACCACCACCACCACCACCACCGCUGCCGACGCUGCCGUCAUCGUCACUACCUCCAGUACAAUCUCUAAGGAGACUACCAGCCAUCUCAAGCCCGGCAUGGCGGGCACCAAGAUUCCCACGAAGCUGGCGCCUCUGCGGAAGAUCGAGAAAGCCGAUGGCUCGUCGCGGAAGAAGGAACGGCCUUCCUCCUUUGAUAGGCUCCAGUCCAGGCGAGAGAGCGACUCUAAAUCCGACAACAUAAUAUCCUUGUCAAGUGAUCGAGCCGCCAGGGACUAUACCAACCUGAGAUUUCAAGAUCCGCGAUUCUAUGAAUGCCCGAAACUACUGGAGUCAACGACUACGAGUACGACAACAACUACGAGCACAACAAAUGCGACAACCGGGAGGAAAGAAUUCGACCUGAAAGAGGUACUGAAGAGGUCUGAGUCGCUGAGUCCGUGGCACGAGAAAGACUGGGAGCAGCUGUCAAGCAAAUUUAGUUCCGAAGAGAACAUAAUCGACAUCGACAGGCUCAGCGCCAGCACUCUCGCUCGGCCAGAGAGGCUGGAGAAGUUUGACAAAGAGAAGCACCCGAGCCAAUUGGGUCAACAGAAGGAGCUGACCCUCAGCGGCGGGGGGUCGAUGUUUCUAAAGAGCAACAGGAGCAGGGACACCACACCUAGUCAAGACGGCGGUAAACUGGAGGAUUUUCGGGCGUUGACCAUCUCUGACGAGAGCAACAAUGCCGUUAUCGGUGACCGACCCAAGUCCAUUCUGAGGGAGAAACAAUUGGAGGACGACGACAGACCGUUGGACGAGGAACGUAAGAGCGUACGCUUCGACCUGGAAAAAGAAAUCGACAUCAAGUUCACAUAUUCAGAAUCCGAGGAUGACUGGGAGUCCGAGUCUGACGAUCAAAUUCUGCGGAUAUCAGCGGUGGUCAGUAAUAAAAUCACUGGGUCCAUACUGUCGCCGUUGAAACCGGGCCCGCCGAGUCUGGAGGACGACAACAAUGACGACGACAACAAGGACAACUAUUCCACCGAGAAGGAGCAAAGCAACAAGGCAGAGCCGGAAGUUGGCAGGCGGCGUUUGUCCUUGGAGAAGAUCGAGACCGUGUCGAAGAACGCGAAGUUAGUUGGCAGGCGAUUUAUCGUGCAAAACGUUUCCGAGAAUGAGCAUCGCAGCCAGAUGACGAGGGACAGUUUCCAGAGGGAUAACAGUCUUGAUUAUCUGCCAAAUAAGUUUGAGAAGGUGAAGAAUAUCGACCUGGUGUCGAAGAGCGAGAGCGACAGCGUCGCAAAGAGCAGCGACUCCGAGGAGAUGCGCCGCACGAAGUUGAUCGUCGAGAAGGCGAGACGCGCGGCCAAUCGUUUAUCGAAUCGGCAACUUGAAGACGACGAGUCGUCGGACAUGUCCAAGAUCCAUCAGGAUUAUGUGACUGCGAAAAAGGAGCGUUUUGUACGGCCAAAGCUGGAGUAUUCCCGCAGUAUCGACGAUAUGAAGAUGAAGUUGAAUCGGGAGCACGAGAAGGAGAUUGAGGCUUUCAAGAUUGAGCUCGAGGUCAAGUUGCAGGAAAGAAAGAAGGAGCUGGAGGAUAACUUUGUGCAGCAGAAGAUCCUGUUGCAGCAGUUCUGGAAUCAAAGGCUGGAAGAGAUCAAGCAGGAAAUGGCUCAGAAGGAGGAACAGGAAAUUCAAGUAUUGAUAACCGAGAUGGACGAGGCUAGAAUAGAGAACUUGAAGAAGGUUCGCGCAGAGCUGGAGGUUUGCUACGAGAAAGAGCGGCAAGAGAUAUUAUCCAACCUAGAUAUCGAACUCGACGAGAGGAAGAGGGAACUUCUGGAGCUGCGAAAUCAGGAAAUGGGCAAGCUGGAGAAUGAGCACGAGCGAGAUCUGAGCGAAGAGAAACUUGCGAAGCUGAAUGAAUACGAGCUGAGGAAACAGCAGUCCGAAAAGAUUGAGAGCAUGAAAAAGGAAUUGGAGAAGGAGCUCGAGGACUUGCGGAACGAAUUGAGAAUGCAGCAACGCGAAAAGAUCACUAAGUUUACCGAGGAUCAUGAGCAAUGUUUAGCUGAAAUCCUUCGUGAUUUCAGGAUGGAUGAAGCUCUCGCUCGCAAAAUGUAUAAGGAGCGACUAGAGGAGAUCCGGGCGGACUUUGCACGGGACGCUGAGAAGGAGGCAAAGAAACAGGCCGAGCGAGCCCUCCAGCAAGACAGCAUCGACUUUGAAAAGAUGCGCUGCGAGAAGCGGUUGCUGCAGGACAAGUACACGGCGCUCAAGGAGAAGUAUAUGAAGCUGAAGAACGAUGUUCGCCUCGCGGUCGAGAGGAGAAGCAGGCGGAAGGAGGGUUACACCACGGCCUCGGAGACCGAAAGAUCGGCAUCCACCCGGACUAGAACGGAGAGAACCGAGUCGUCGGAACAAAACAGUACUUCACUGAGGAACGCGCGUUCGAGCCCGGUAACAAACGCGAAAUCGCAGGAAGGCCAGUGCGCGAGCGAACAGGCUGACGAGCAAAACGAUCUGGACACUAACUCAAGGAGUCAGAAGGCGGCCACGGGGUUUCAAAAACCCGUGGCCGCCGCUUCCGUCGCAGCCGCCACCGUCACCGUCACCGCCACCGCCGCCGCCGUCGCCGCCACCACCGCCACCGUCGCUGCCCCCGUCGCAGCCACCGUCGCAGCCGCCACCACCGCCUCAUCCGGCGCCGUUGGCUCGAAGAGCGCGGCAAAAUUUGAGUCCGACGACACUACCACCGCCAGUGAGACGAACGCCAACAUGAUGAUGAUGAAGAAGAGGAAGAACUUCAGCAAGAAGGUCGCGUCGAGCGCGGCUCGCUCGAGCGCGGCCAGCGGCAACAAUAACAACAUGGAGAACCCUGUGGAGAACAUACGGAAGCAGUUGAAGAAGCUGGAGGACCUCGGCGAUCAGCUGCCGAGUAACGAAACGGCCUAUACAGUGCGAUAUCCUUUCCAAGAUAAAGCGCCGGCGAACGCCUCUUCGGAGCUAGAGUUCUUCCGUCACCGGAUUCAUGUGGAGAGGGAUUCGGUGAGGAGGGCUCGCGAGGCGCUCAGACAACAGAGAAGUGCCUUUCAGGGUAGGCAGAGAGCUUGGAAACAGCGGAGCGCGAGAGCUACAUUGGAACAACUGGUGCAGGAGGAGCGCGAACUUUCCGACAUGGAGGUGAGUUUGCAUCGCACCAGGAGCCUACUGGGCGAGAAAGUUAUUCACCUGAGACAUCUGGAACAGUCUCUGGAACGAGUCGCGAACGAUAAGCAAAACGAGAACGACGCGUCUUCCACAAAAAACGAUGAACUGACACUGAGCGACAUGUCGAGCGCCAGUAGUGGCUUCAGCUCGACCGAUUUGGGAACUGAUACCUUCGUAGAUAAGCCAGAUCAUUACCAAGAGUCCACCGAAAUUAUUGCGAGCUUAGAAAAUUUGAACUCGGAAAUACGAGAAAUUUGGGAUGUCUUGAAUAAACGGCAGGACAGUAACAUACCUCCAACACCGGCUCUUAUGUAUUCUUAUUUACGAUGGUUACGGUUUCAUCAUCUCACGGCGCAACCUAACACCAUGCAAGGUGCCUUCGGUACUCCCAACAUACAGCCCAACAUUUUAUCUCAAUUAACCACCGCGCAACCUCCCACUACCACGACUCAGAAUAUUAUCGCCCAGUACGGCCCUAAUAGUGGUUUUACCACCAGCGUUGGUACGGUUGAGAGAAGCGCCUCGAACUUGAUGGAAAGGACCAGAAACCUCAGGGAUUGGUUACGCCAAGCGCGCAUUGAGACUACCGACUUGAUUAGUCCGGGUCAGGCGACUCUUUAAAUCCGGUUAACAUCCGGAGAAGAGAACCUCAAGUAUCUUUUCUUUCGCCAAGUUGAUCUUUAUUCUCGCAGAUAACUGCUCACGCUGUGUAACCAUCUGAAAGAGAGACUGUGUUGAGUCAAUUGAUGAUA
Harpegnathos saltator (Jerdon's jumping ant) is the source of this 4682-nucleotide messenger RNA. It is a transcript of the gene Cep164, whose product is annotated as centrosomal protein 164. The record is from RefSeq and is a predicted model, not a curated record. Gene Ontology annotation, molecular function: protein binding. Lineage: Eukaryota; Metazoa; Arthropoda; Insecta; Hymenoptera; Formicidae. Bases 250 to 4551 code for a protein of 1433 amino acids. The transcript is spliced from 11 exons.